Gallus gallus (chicken) is the source of this 4126-nucleotide messenger RNA. RefSeq names its product actin binding LIM protein family member 3 (gene ABLIM3). Gene Ontology annotation, molecular function: actin filament binding. The transcript has 24 exons. The record is from RefSeq and is a predicted model, not a curated record. The coding region runs from base 1914 to 3983 and encodes 689 amino acids. NCBI's taxonomy places the organism in Eukaryota, Metazoa, Chordata, Aves, Galliformes, Phasianidae. Gene Ontology annotation, biological process: cilium assembly; cytoskeleton organization; lamellipodium assembly. Gene Ontology annotation, cellular component: actin cytoskeleton; stress fiber.
GGACUGCCCUGAAGAACAGCCCCAUGGACAUACUUCAUCUUCCAGAAAAGGGCUGUCUGAAGCUUAAUAGCACCAAACUGAGCAAGUGUGACAGCAAACUUGAGCAUAUGGUUCCCAUACAUUUGACGGUGGUUCAGAUUUUUGAUAGGCUGUAGUUGAUAGAGGUCUUUUUCAGUUCUGGUAUAGCCUGAAUGCGUUAUCAUUAUCAGCCACAAGCCCUGGGCUGGGAAUUGACGUGCUUUCUCUGCUGCCUGGGGCAGAGUUCUGGAAGAAAGAGGAGCCAAUAUGAUUUCCUUAUGCAGCCUUCCUGACCUUCCUUUUUUCUUACCCAUUUUACCUUGCCAAAGUCCUUCUCUGAGCCUCGAGCAUCGCUUGUUUUUCUCUUCUUGCACAUUCUACUUUACUCCCAUCUUGAAAUGCUUUUGAGGUUUGGACAAUUGGAGAGGUCCUCGGGAGGAGGGCGUCUCUGAGGAGCAGGAAUGUGUAAGAGCAGAGCACGUGUCUGAAGCCAUCCUGCUGACCUCCUUGUUCCUCCUUGGCAAGCAGUGCCCCACGGUGGGGAGCACCAGGCUGCCUUGUUGGUGCAGUGCCACCCCCGGAGCCCUUCUCAGAGUCCAUCGCAAUCCUAAUUUAGGUCCUGGGGGUUGACCUGCUCUCACAGCACUGAGCUGCAGGAAGGUUCCUCAGCACAAGGGGAUCAUAACCCGGUGCAGGACUGGAGGUGUGAGCCCCUGACAUGCCCGCACCAGGCUCUGCAGUACCACACCCUGCACGGCACAUGUAGCAUCUCACUCACAGAAGUGCAAUGCAAGCGCUGCGUGCCCUCCCCACCCCCUGUGCCGUGUACCCUCCAGCCCUGCAGGUGUUGCUGCUCCUCAUGCAUCAAUCCUUCUGCCAGCUUCCAUGGAGGUGUCCCACUGAGGCUGUCCUGCCCGGGGCGGUGGCAAUAGGGAGCUAUUUAUAAAGAGCUGGGGCUGGGCUGGGCCGGUCCCUGGCUCAGCUCUGCUUGCUGGAACAUGUCAGGCGCUGUGAUGGGGAUGUCACUGCCACAGCUGCUCCCCAGCCCGGAUUCCCUGCACAGGUGGGGGGGCCCAGCAGGGUGGCUGGGCAUGGGAGGCUGCUUCCCCUUUGGCUGAGGAUUUGUCUUCCGAAAGCUUUAAAAGAGGAGGAGGAGGACAGGAAGCUGUGUGUGAGCCUUCUACUGUAGCAUGGCAGGGGCUGCAGUUCGUUUGAGCCCCGGGGCUGCUCAGGAGGUGACUGCCACCCCCGGCACCCUCCUCCCAAACCAAGGGCUUGCCUUGGCCCUGGCAGGGCUGCUCCCUGCUGCUGCCCUGCCCUCCACCUGCUGCUCUGAGUCACCAAAUGCUUGCAGGUUAAAUCACCCCUGGCUGCAGCACUGCCCAGCUGGGGCUGUGAGAAGCUUCAUCACCAGGCUGUGCUAUGCCAGAGCUGUGGAGCGCCUGGGGAUGGGCUCCUGUGCCAGCAGGGCUCUGUGCUGCCAGGAGGGACCAGGACAGGUGCUCAUGGCUUAAGCUUUGUCUGCGAGCUGGACAUCAGUGAUCAGGUGCAGAGUGUAGCAGAGGUGUGGGGAAGAUCCCCUUGGCCGGGGCAGGUCCCAGAGCAGGGUACCAACCCCACUGCUCUCAGCAGAACGCAGUCCAUAAGGGCAGGGCACAAGGCAGACAGGCAUUCUGCAUGGCUCAGUGCCGGCUUUUCCUGUCAGCUCUGCUCCAGAUUUUCGCUCUCUCUGCUCAGAUUGCAAUCCUCAGAGUGUAAUAGGGUGCUUCCCCAGCUCUGCACAGCCGCUGUCUGCUUGGAUCACGGUGCAGGUCCCUGCCAACCCUGCCUGCGCUGGUGGCACAGGGGUGCCCCUGCCUAACCCCCCCACCUCAGCACCUCCCAGCUCUUGAAGGAUGGAGAAGGGGGGGCAAGUUCCCUACCAACAGAACCCCUACACGGCCGGGAGCGGCUCCACCGUCAUCCAAUGCUACCGCUGUGGGGACACCUGCAAGGGCGAGGUGGUGCGUGUCCAGAGCAACCACUUCCACAUCCGCUGCUUCACCUGCCAAGUGUGCGGCUGCGACCUGGCCCAGUCGGGCUUUUUCUUCAAGAACCAGGAGUAUAUCUGCACCCACGACUACCAGCAGCUCUACGGCACCCGCUGUGACAGCUGCGGGGACUUCAUCACCGGGGAGGUCAUCUCGGCGCUGGGCAGGACCUACCACCCCAAGUGCUUCGUCUGCAGCACCUGCAGGAAGCCGUUCCCCAUUGGGGACAAGGUGACGUUCAGCGGGAAGGACUGCGUCUGCCAGAACUGCUCCCAUUCGCUCAUCAGCACCAAACCCAUCAAGAUCCACGGGCCCAGCCACUGCGCAGGAUGCAAGGAGGAGAUCAAGCAGGGCCAGUCCCUCCUGGCACUGGAGAAGCAGUGGCACGUCAGCUGCUUCAAGUGCCAAACGUGCGGGAUCAUCCUCACUGGAGAGUACAUCAGCAAGGAUGGAGUCCCAUACUGCGAGUCUGACUACCAUGCACAGUUCGGCAUCAAGUGUGAGACAUGCGACCGGUACAUCAGCGGCAGGGUCCUGGAGGCGGGUGGGAAGCACUACCACCCCACCUGUGCCCGCUGCGUGCGCUGCCACCAGAUGUUCACCGAAGGAGAGGAGAUGUACCUCACAGGCUCUGAGGUGUGGCACCCCAUCUGCAAGCAGGCAGCCCGGGCAGAGAAGAAGCUGAAGCACAGAAGGACAUCAGAAACCUCCAUCUCACCACCCGGCUCCAGCAUCGGCUCCCCCAACAGAGUCAUCUGCGCUAAAGUGGAUAAUGAGAUCCUUAAUUACAAAGACCUGGCAGCUCUUCCCAAGAUUAAAGCCAUCUACGAAGUGCAGCGUCCUGACCUCAUUUCGUACGAGCCCUAUCACAGAUACACGUCGGAUGAGACGCUGGAGAGAUAUAGCUAUGGGGAGUCCUUGGGGACCCUCUCCCCGUACUCGCAGGACAUCUACGAGAGCUUUGACAUCCGGCAGAGGCGAGCCUCCAGCCCCGGCUACAUCGACUCCCCCACCUACAGCCGGCAGGGCAUGUCCCCCACCAUCCCGAGGUCCCCCCACCACUUCUACCGCUCAGGCACAGAGAGCGGGCGCAGCUCCCCCUACUAUAGCCAGUUAGAUGUGAGGUCUUCUACUCCAACCUCAUACCAAGCACCCAAGCAUUUCCACAUUCCAGCUGCUGGUGAGAGCAACAUCUACAGGAAACCUCCCAUCUACAAGCGGCACGUUGCUGUCGACAACAUCUCUGCAGCCACCAAAAGCAAAACCAGUGAGGACAUUGCACAGUCAUCCAAGUACAGCCCUGCCUACUCCCCCGACCCCUACUACCACUCUGAGUCAGAGUAUUGGUCCUUCCAGGGAUCCCCCAAAGCUCCCCGAGCCCGGCGGUUCUCAUCAGGAGGUGAAGAGGAUGGCUAUGAGCGGGGCAUGCACAAGAUCCAGAGCGGCAUCGGCAGGCUGAUCCUGAGGGAGGAGAUGAAGGCGCGCUCCAACUCCUACGCAGACCCCUGGACCCCACCCCGCAGCUCUGCCAGCAGCAGAGAAGCCCUGCACACAGCCGGCUAUGAGGGCUCCCUCAACGGCUCCCCCCGGAUGCACUACCUGGCUGACAGCGAUCCCCUCAUUUCCAAGUCGGCCUCUCUCCCUGCCUACAGGAGGAAUGGGCUGCACAGGCCGCCCAGCGCGGAGCUUUUCCACUACGACAGCACCAACGCCGUCAACUGGGGGAUGCGAGAGUACAAGAUUUACCCCUAUGAGCUGCUCCUGGUGAAGACGAGGGGAAGGAACCAGCUGCCCAAGGAUGUGGACAGGACUCGGUUAGAGCGGCACCUCUCCCAGGAGGAGUUCUACCAGAUCUUUGGCAUGACCAUCGCUGAGUUCGACCGCCUGGCCCUCUGGAAGAGGAAUGAGCUGAAGAAGCAGGCGCGGCUGUUUUAAAGGCAGCGCAUUAUAAAUAUAUACAUACCUAUAAAUAUAUACAUAGAAAGAUCUCUAUAUCGCAGCUCUGUAUGAUUCUCAGUACUGUACGUGGCAGAGGCGCCCUCUGCACCCCUGAGAGUGAAUUGGAGUCUCACGGAUAA